ACAGUUAGGGAGCCAGAGAGCCCCGGGGGGGGGAGGCUUUAAGGCUGCGGACCUUCUGGACCUCCGUUUAGGCUGGCAUUGAAGGCAAGCGGAGGCAGCAGGCGGAGCAGGCAGGGCUCAUUCCGAACGUCUAGCCUGGGACCCGGGGCAGCUCCUUCGGACUAACAGACUGCCUGCUAGCUAAGCACUCGGAGCUGGCAGCCUGGCGAGCGAGUCUGACUGCUGCCAAAAAGGCCACCCCCAUUUCUCCUCUGCCGCUUGCCCUUCCCGGGACGGUCCCGCGCGCUCUCUCGCUCGCCUCCUGCGGACGAGGCAGUGGCUUCCCGACUGAGGGAGAUGGAGGAGCCCCGCUGGGCGGAGGCGCUGCCGAAGAAGCGGAACCCGGGCGACGGGGAGCGAGGGAAAGGCAAGCGGGCCGGGGAGGGAGCAGGUGCCGCGGGCAUCGCGCCUCUAGCAGAAGGCGGCUCUGCUGCAAGCCGCCCGGCGGCGGAGAGAAUGCGGGAGGAAGGUGAGGGCCAAGGGCGAGGAGGGGAUUCCUCGAACGACGCCGUCCGGCCACAACGGCCCAACGGCUGCAGCAUAGCAGCUGGACAGGAGGAGGAGGAAGGCUCCGCAGGACAAGGCGGGCGGCCCACCCGAGCUGGCUCGGCCCCAGGUGACAAUGUCUGUCUCUCUGCUCCGGGGCAAGAGGUGGUCAUGUUGAAAAGAAGCGGGGCGGAAGAUCUGCAGCCCUCUGGAGAGCCGAGCGGCUCCGCCGAAGCCCUGAUGGGGGAACUCUCCGAGAUGGUACACAGGGCGGUGAAGAGCAGCAGCUGGUGGGAGAGGCACGGCGUGGAUGACACCAUUAUCGCUCUAAACCUGCUUAGCCUACCGCUGGGAUUCCUGCUUCUACGUUCCAGUAAUCCUUUUGUGUUCCUGGUGGGCAUUGCUGUCCUGGGUGUGGUCCAUCAUACCCUCGCUGUGAAGGCAAGCCACUUGGCUACCCACAAUGCUCUGGUGGAAUCCAAAUCGUGGGGGAAAUUAUGGAGCAUAUUCUUCAUUGAGGUUUGCUCCGCUUUCACAGCAGAACGAGGGUCCUACAACCAUGUAAAAAUGCACCACGCUUAUACAAACGUCAUUGGCCUCGGGGAUUCCAGUACCUGGAAGGUUCCUUUCCUGAACCGUUACGUUUAUAUGUUCAUUGCACCUAUUGCUGUACCUAUCAUAACUCCUUUAAUAGCCAUUGGUUUACUCACAGAGGUAGAACUGAAAACUGCCAUUCGGACUCUGUGUUGUAUAUUCAUUGGUCUGUAUGCCCAUUAUUGGCUGCUGCUUAAUAUCUCAGGAUUUCAAUCUAGCUGGUCUGCACUUGGCUGUAUGUUGAUUACCCGUGCUCUCCUCGCCCAUGCAUACAUCCAUGUCAAUAUCUUCCAGCAUAUUGGCCUACCCAUGUUUUCACCUGAUAAGAAGCCAAAACGAAUCCACAUGAUGAGCUGUGGCGUUCUCAAUUUGCCUCGAAAUCCUCUGCUGGACUGGGUUUUUGGACACUCGAUCAUUAGUUGUCAUGUGGAACAUCAUCUUUUCCCAGCUUUUUCUGAUAACAUGUGCCUGAAGAUAAAACCUGUGGUUUCUCAGUAUUUGAAAAAGAAGAAAUUACAAUACAAUGAGGAUUCUUACUGGUCACGCUUGAAGCUAUUCCUGGACAAAUAUGAAGAACUGAUGGUCCAUGCACCUCCUAUUUCUGAACUUGUGGGGAUUCAGUAAUGGUACUUUUAUGGCUAGAGCUAGGGCCUUAAGACAGCAUGGUCUCUUUUUCCAAGAUCAAUGCAUUUAAAGUCUAAGUUAAGUUAGACCUUUUAAGUUUAAGUUUUAGGAAAAUCAGUAUAUUAUCAGCAAAAGUUAUCUUUAGAUACCGGAUGCAACUGCCCAGUAAUGGGUCAUAGGCAGGGGUCGGCAACCUUAAACACUCAAAGAGCCAUUUGGACCUGUUUCCCACAGAAAACACCGGGAGCCACAAAACCCUGCUGCUUCCCCCCCAGCACUCCACUGCUCCACCGCUGCUGUUGCUUGCCCCCCCCGGUGAAGAGCGCCCUGCCACUUCUGCUUUCUCCCCCUACCUCACCCACCCUGCUGCCACUUUUCCUCCUACCUCCCCCACAUGGAGCGCCCUGCCGCUGCUUUUUCCUACCUUCCUGUGCUGCUGUUGCUUUCUUGCCUGACCUCCGCUACGUGGAGCGCCCUGCCACCACUUUUCCCUAUCUCCCCCACAUGGAGCGCCCUGCCACUUUUUCCUUCUACUUCUCCUGCACAGAGGACCCUGCCACUGCUGCUUUCUCGCCCUACUUCCUCCAUGCGGAGUGCCCUGCUGCCACUUUUCCCUACCUCCCCUGCACGGAGCGCCCUGCCAUUGCUUUUCCCUACCUCCCCCGUGUGGAGCGCUGUGCUGCAGCUUUUCCCUGCUACCUCUCCCGUGCUGAGUGCCCUGCCGCCGCUUUUCCCUACCUUCCCUGUGUGGAGCGCCCUGCUGUCGUUUUUCCCUACCUCCCCCACGUGAAGCAUUGUGCUGCCACUUUUCCUUACCUCCCCCGCGCGGAGCGCCCUGCUGCUGCUUUUCCCUCCUACCUCCCCCACGCCAAGCACCCUGCCACUGUGGCUUUCCCCAGCAGUGAAGGUGGAGUUUGGGAGGCAGCGGCAGGGUGUAGCCCAGGCAUGGCCCAGCAGCAAAGCUUGUCCUCCCCACUCAAGGCGCAGCAGCAGGAUUGCUUUCAAUAAGGCGGGCACACAUGAGCGAGCAGUGCACCUAGUUCUUAUUGUUUGAGAGCAAUCCUGCCGCUGCACUUCUGCUUUCUUCAACCAUGAUCCCCCCUCCCAGCCAGCCAGGUCUUCAUGAAUUUAACAUUGGGAUAAAAAUGUUUCACCACCUUUAUCAAUAUUACAAAGAAAAGUUUAAGAACUUUAAUUGUGCUUGAUCAGGUUCACUCAUUUUCCUUCAGUCACUCUCUUUGCAUCUCUUACCCACUUCAUCACCCUCUGAAAGCCAAAGGACUCACAACGAUCCACACUCAUAGAGAGGAUCCUGCAAUCUAAUUUGAUCUGUCAUAACCUUUCAUUCCAGCAUGAUUAUAGUAGGUUAUUCUCUAUCUCUCUUUGUCUCCGUCUCUCUCUGUCUCUCUCUCUCUCUCAUUACAAUGUUCUCUGUUUUUCAAAUAUUUUUAUUAAGGAUUAUAAAUGAAAAGAGUAAAAGCUGAUGCAAACUAUAAAACCUACAAAUAGAAAAAUAGAAAAGAAAAAAAUUGCGGGGAAAAAAAAAAGGACAGGAGAAAGAGGGGAAAAAACCUUUUUUCCUUCAUCCCGACAGGUAAAAACAAUUUUAGUAGCUUAUCUACCAUCUUUAAAUACAGCAUAAUUAUACCUCAUCUCUUAAUUAAAAAAAAGAUCAAAAUAUUUCAUUAAACGUUCUUUACUAAAAGUCCAGUAAGGACAACCACAUAUAUUCUCUCUCUCUUCCCCCCCUCUCUCCCUCUCCCUCCCUCUCUCUUUUUCUCUCUCUCCAAUAUAUCAUUUAGCUCUGAUAAAAUAAGCCACAUUUAUAAGUUUUCCCUGAAUUUUUAAAGAUAGUGAUUAACUGCUUCAAAAAAACAAAAACAAAAAACUAGCUUGCUGUUCAUCUGUUUCAAAACAAAAAUCUUUCAAAAUUUAAAAGAAAAUAUUUUGUAAAUCCAAUAAUCCUUUAUUUAUCAUUUCUCAUGCAGUUUUUUUGCUCUCAAUAAGGUGAGCAAUCCCGCUGCUGCACCUCUGCUUUCUUCAACCAUGAUCACCCCUGCCCAGCCAGCCAGCCACCAUCGCCGAUCUUCUCCUCAUGAUCCCACCUCCCCAGCCAGCCAGCCACCAUCGCUGACCUACUCCUCACCUGGCCAGCUGGCCUCACGCUCUCCUCCUCCUCAUCCUCUGCACUCAAUCGGUUGCUAGCGGCUUGGGUGGCUCUGCUCCGUCCAAGUUGAAGAAAGCGGAGGCAUAACAGAAAGCAACUUUCCCAAAAAGAAAAGAAGUUUGUGGGCAGUCCCACAAACAAAAGAAGUGGGAUUAAAAAAGUUCAAUCAAUCAAUUCCAACUUCACGAGAUCUUUUUUUUCCACAAGAAGUUGGAAUUGACUGAUUGAACUUUUUUAGUCCCAUUUUUUUUUUGUGGGACUGCAAAUGGUGGAGGAGGACUGGGAAACGCAGUAGAGGGAUGAAAGAGCCGCAUGCGGCUCCAGAGCUGUGGGUUGCCGACCCCUGGUCAUAGGGGAAAAUCAAUAGUUCCAAUUAAUUCAAUUGUACUAUCUUUGAUUUUCUUCUCUGCUGUAAUAAUCUUUGCACGCUGAUACAUUUAACAGAUCAUUUCAGAUUCUGCUAUUCUGCAACCUGAGGGAGGGAAAUCUAAGGGCUAUUUAAUGUUCUUCCUCUUAAAAUAACUUAAAAGUUAAAAGACAUUUGUACAGUGCAAACUUUGACAAGUUCUAUGCAGCAAUUUCUUUUCCUCAUCUUGGUUGUAUGACAGCAAAGACAUAGAUCGCUGUUACUAACUGAUCUGAAAUCCACAGUGGAGAAAAUAUAAGCCACCUUUAUAAUAUAUAUAUAUAUAUAUAUAUAUAUAUAUACAACAGUCUUCCUCAACUAGUGCCUUCUAAAUUUGCAGAGACUCCAAUUAAAGAAUGCCAGCUAGCAUGGGAAUUUAACGUCUGGAAAGAAACUUAUUAGAGAAGCUUUUCCUAGAGGUUAGAAGAAACAUGAAAAAACUGCAUUGAUUGUUGGACUGAUAUUCACAUAGCUUUAAUUACAUGAGAAUUUAUAUGGUAAAGAGAUACUUCUUGCUAGAUGCUUCACAGAUUUUCAUUUUUAGCGCACCCUCAGCAGGUAGCAAUCCUCAUCCUACUUUGACUGUUUUGAGAAGAUAAGGAAGGUCAGGCCUAGCCUGUGCUUAGCAGACCUCCACAGAAUAUCAGGUUUGAAGGCCAAACUGGGAAGUCAAAAACCACUCUGGAAGAUGGGAGCAACAAGCCACUUCUGUACUGAUGCUAACUCCCCACUCCCUAUACAUGGAGCCAUUAUUCAGUUGCCAAGACUUGAGCUUGACCUGAAGAAGACUUUACUAAAAUUUCUCCUCCUGCAAGAAGAAAAGAAAAGCUUAUUCAAAAUAUGAUGCUGAAUGGUGGAAGGAAAUAUAAUUGUCAUUACCAGUGGACCUUUUAUUAACAAAAAUGAUGCAAAGAAAGACUCUAUAAAAGUUCCUGCUGAUGAAUAUGGUGAUAUGUAUGCAAAGAGAGAAUAAAUUAUUAUCCAAUCCACUUGUGCGAAGGGAGUGUGGUUUAAUAAAAGGAACAAUGUAAAAGCAAGCAGAUUAGGCAGGCAAUAGCAGCAGGUAGAUAUAUUUGAAAAAAUAUUUUGAAAUAAACUCUGACUGACUUGA
Molecule: messenger RNA, 5427 nt
Organism: Crotalus tigris (Tiger rattlesnake)
Lineage: Eukaryota; Metazoa; Chordata; Lepidosauria; Squamata; Viperidae
Gene: FADS6
Product: fatty acid desaturase 6
Exons: 6
Coding region: 337-1743 (468 amino acids)
Biological process (GO): lipid metabolic process
Cellular component (GO): membrane
Molecular function (GO): oxidoreductase activity, acting on paired donors, with oxidation of a pair of donors resulting in the reduction of molecular oxygen to two molecules of water
Source: RefSeq, a predicted model, not a curated record